Messenger RNA from Necator americanus (New World hookworm), 408 nucleotides. RefSeq lists its product as uncharacterized. The record is from RefSeq and is a predicted model, not a curated record. The transcript is spliced from 3 exons. Bases 1 to 408 code for a protein of 135 amino acids. NCBI's taxonomy places the organism in Eukaryota, Metazoa, Nematoda, Chromadorea, Rhabditida, Ancylostomatidae.
AUGGAAGUAGUGAAGCUUUCACCAGGAUCGCCUACGCAAUCAGUCCAGUGCCAACAUAAUAUGGGUUUCAUGGUUACGGACAAAGUUCAACGAUUUCUGAUCGUCACUACAUAUAUGCGAUUAAUUCAUGGCUCUACUGUUGCGGAACUGCUUAGACAAUUGCGUAUCACUGUAAGAAAGAAGAUAUUAUUAUUAUUAUUAAUACUAUUAUUAUUACUAUUAUUAUUGUUAUUGCCAUUAUUAUUGUUAUUAUUAUUAUUAUUAUUAUUAUUAUUAUUAUUAUUAUUAUUAUUAUUAUUAUUAUACACCGUAAUCGCUUUACUGCCAUAUAAGACGCCGUUAUACCUGGUCUGUGCCGAAGCAAGAUAUGAGGUGCUACGCAAUGUUACGUCAGCUUUGCGAUGCUGA